Molecule: messenger RNA, 549 nt
Organism: Podarcis lilfordi (Lilford's wall lizard)
Lineage: Eukaryota; Metazoa; Chordata; Lepidosauria; Squamata; Lacertidae
Source: the annotation of a GenBank genome assembly
AUGCAGAAACUCCAAAGCAGGGCUGGGAAUGUCCCCCUGCCUGAAACCCCAAGGGGAAAGCAGCUGCCGGUAAUGCAGAACAACCCUGAGUUCGAUGUCCCAACAGGUCUGACUCCGUAUAAGGCAGCUUCCUGUGUUCCUCUAUGUCUAGACACAAAUGUAGAAACAGCAACUGCAAUCCAGAGAGAAGCAGGAUAUAUCUCACCACGGAGGGGGAAGUGUGUGGCCUGCAUGUGGCUGCGGAGUCUGCCGUCCAGCUGCUCACUCAUGAUGGGCAACAUCAACGCCCUUCCUGCUUCCCCCUUCCUUAUUAUGGCUUCUAUCUUUAAACGUGACUGGGCAUCAGGGCCGGCCCACCCACGAGACAAGGUGAGGCGACCGCCUCAGGCGGCAGGGUCCGCAGGGUCCCGAGGUCGACCUCCGCUCCCCGCUUCUUCCCUGGCGGCGGGGCGGGAGAGGCGCCAUUUUUGUGGUCCGCCUCAGGCGGCAAAAAGUCUUGGGCCGGCUCUCUACGGAGGACUAUUCGACCCCGACAGCACUUCUUCAUAA